Molecule: messenger RNA, 2216 nt
Organism: Magnolia sinica
Lineage: Eukaryota; Viridiplantae; Streptophyta; Magnoliopsida; Magnoliales; Magnoliaceae
Product: very-long-chain aldehyde decarbonylase CER3-like
Exons: 13
Coding region: 246-2108 (620 amino acids)
Biological process (GO): lipid biosynthetic process
Molecular function (GO): iron ion binding; oxidoreductase activity
Source: RefSeq, a predicted model, not a curated record
AUAUAAAAUAAAAAUAAAAAUAAAAAAAGAAGGAAAAAAAUAAAAUAAAAUCAAAGAGACUUGAUUGAGAACAGUAACUGUAAUGGGCGGUGGAGGGCUUUGGGCUGGAGCUUUUAAGUAGAGGUUUGGAGAUGUAGGGAUGACAUGAAGCAGUAGAAGUGCAAGAAGGAAAGAAAAACCUUAGAAAGAUCUUCUUUUUCCUUCCUUCUGACCCAAGAAACGAGGUGACAAACCAACAGGAGAUCAUGGCUGUUUCACUAACUGCCUGGCCAUGGGAGAGCUUGGGUAGCUUCAAGUACAUGUUAUAUGGGCCUUUUCUUGGAAAAGCUAUCUAUUCAUGGUUGUAUGAAGAUGGACAAAAAGAGAGCUUUUGUCUACACAUUCUUUUUAUUUGUUGUCUUAGAGGAUUCAUCCACCAGCUAUGGCUUUCAUUUACCAACAUGUUAUUCCUUACCCGAAACCGCAUUAUCAUCAAACAAGGCGUCGAUUUCAAGCAAAUAGACAGGGAAUGGGAUUGGGAUAAUUUCAUAAUUCUACAUGCUUUCAUGGCUGCAUGGGCAUGUUACAGCUUCCCAUUGAAUGGAAAUCUUCCCCUCUGGGAUUGGAGAGGGUGUAUGUAUGCAUUGAUAUUCCACAUGGGUGUCUCAGAGCCCUUAUAUUAUUGCAUACAUAAGUGUUUCCAUGGGGACUAUCUCUUUACACAUUACCACUCAAUCCACCAUUCAUCUGUGGUGGCCCAGUCCGUUACUGCUGGGAGUGCAACCCUUUUGGAGCACAUCAUCUUGGGUGUGAUCAUGGGGGUCCCUAUAGUGGGGCCCACCCUUAUGGGAUGUGGAUCCACAAGCCUGAUCUACGGCUACGUUUUCAUCUUUGAUUUCUUGAGAUGCAUGGGGCAUAGCAACGUUGAAGUUAUUCCACAUGGGCUUUUUGAGUCCUUUCCAUUCCUCAGAUACCUUCUCUACACGGCAACAUACCACAGCCUACAUCACACUGAAACGGACAGUAAUUACUGCCUCUUCAUGCCUCUCUAUGACAAGUUGGGGAACACACUCAAUGACAAGUCAUGGGACCUACAUAAGAAGAUAACUUCAGUGCGAAAUGGUCCACCUCCGGACUUUGUUUUCCUCGCACAUGUCGUCGACGUCAUGUCCUCCCUUCACGUGCCAUUCAUCCUGCGGUCCAUCAGCUCCAUGCCCUUCGCGCCCCACCUCAUAUUGCUGCCCUUAUGGCCGUCGGCCUUCCUGACCUUGCUAGUGAUGUGGUCUUCAUCUAAGACCUUCUUGCUGUCCUACUACACUUUAAGGGGCCAACUACAACAGACAUGGGUGGUUCCUAGAACAGGUUUUCAGUAUUUCCUACCAUUUGCAAGAGAUGGUAUCAAUUACCACAUAGAAGAUGCAAUUCUAAGGGCGGAUAGAUUGGGUGUGAAGGUCCUUAGCCUGGCAGCAUUAAAUAAGAACGAAUCGCUUAAUGGAGGUGGGACGCUGUUUGUGAGAAAACAUCCGGAUCUGAAAGUGAGAAUAGUUCAUGGAAAUACCUUGACGGCUGCAGUCAUUCUCCACCAGAUCAAUAAGAACACCACCAUGGAAGUGUUUUUAACAGGUGCUACUUCUAAGCUAGGAAGGGCCAUUGCCCUUUAUCUAUGUAGAAUGAAGAUCCAGGUCAUGAUGCUGACGCCAUCAAUCGAGCGGUUCGAAACGAUUCGAAAGGAAGCACCAUUCGAAUUCCAACAGUAUCUAGUUCAUGUGAGAAAGUACCAAGCUGCUCAAAAUUGCAAGACCUGGAUAGUUGGUAAAUGGCUCUCAGUAAGGCAACAGAGGUGGGCCCCAUCUGGGACCCACUUCCACCAAUUUGUCGUCCCACCUAUCAUCUCCUUCAGGAGAGACUGCACUUAUGGAGAGCUCGCCGCUAUGAAGUUGCCGGAAGACGUUCAAGGGUUAGGAUCAUGCGAGUAUACGAUGGGAAGGGGAGUCAUCCACGCAUGCCACGCUGGCGGCCUCGUUCAUCACUUAGAAGGUUGGACCCACCAUGAGGUGGGCCCCAUCGACAUUGACAGAAUCGAUUUGGUGUGGAAAUCAGCAUUAAAGCAUGGUUUAAAGCCAGUUUGAAACCCUUGAAGAAAAAUCAUCUCUCUCUCUCUCUCAUUUUUCAUGUAUGAUUAGUUUCUCCGUACCAGCGUCUAUAUAAAUAUAAUGCAAUAAAAAUCAAAGGUCUUU